Mandrillus leucophaeus (drill) is the source of this 1914-nucleotide messenger RNA. It is a transcript of the gene ZNF695, whose product is annotated as zinc finger protein 695. The record is from RefSeq and is a predicted model, not a curated record. Gene Ontology annotation, biological process: regulation of transcription by RNA polymerase II. Gene Ontology annotation, molecular function: RNA polymerase II cis-regulatory region sequence-specific DNA binding; DNA-binding transcription factor activity, RNA polymerase II-specific. The transcript is spliced from 5 exons. Bases 1 to 1914 code for a protein of 637 amino acids. NCBI's taxonomy places the organism in Eukaryota, Metazoa, Chordata, Mammalia, Primates, Cercopithecidae.
AUGUCGCCUCAAAAGGCCUGCACCCCAAAACCUGUCACUCUGGUUUCAUUCGGCCCAGUGUCUGAUCGCCCUUCCUGUCACUCAAGACCUGAGGGGGCGGGGCCUGGAGCUCCAUCCAGUCAGCGGCGCCAGCGUGAGAACUGUCCAAUCAGGCGUGCAGCCAGAGAGGAAGGGGCGGCCCUGGGGAUCUGGCGGGGCCUUUGUCUCCUUGCGGCCAACGGGGUGCUGGGCUCGCGUUUGCUGCCUCACGGAGAUCCCCGUGACCGCUGCAGGCCCUGUCGCCCUGUGGCCUGCAGGUACUGCGAGAUUUAUAGGGAGGCCGGCGGGACACCCAAAAGCUGGGAAAUGGGACUAUUGGCAUUCAGGGAUGUGGCUCUAGAAUUCUCUCCAGAGGAGUGGGAAUGCCUGGACCCUGCCCAGCGGAAUUUGUACAGGGAUGUGAUGUUAGAGAACUACAGAAUCCUGUUCUCCCUUGGUGAGGAUCACUUCAAUAUGCAAUUCGUAUUUCACCAUAAGGAUUUCAUCUUUUUCCGUCUUGCUAUGUCUAAGCCAGAACUGAUCAUCUAUCUGGAGGCAAGGAAAGAGCCCUGGAAUGUGAACACAGAGAAGACAGCCAAACACUCAGCUUUGUCUUCUUAUCUUACUGAAGACAUUUUGCCAGAGCAGGGUCUGCAAAUUUCAUUCCAAAAAGUGAUGCUGAGAAGAUAUGAAAGAUGUUGUCUUGAGAAAUUACGCUUAAGGAAUGACUGGGAAAUUGUGGGUGAGUGGAAAGGGCAGAAGGCAAGUUAUAAUGGACUUGACUUAUGCUCAGCAACUACUCAUAACAAAAACUUUCAAUGCAAUAAAUGUGUGAAAGGUUUUAGUAAAUUUGCAAAUCUAAAUAAACAUAAGAUAAGCCAUACUGGAGAAAAACCAUUCAAAUGCAAAGAAUGUGGCAAUGUCUCUUGCAUGUCUUUAAUAACAACUCAACAGCAGAGAACCCAUAUUGGAGAGAACCCCUACCAACGUAAAAAAGGUAGCAAAGCCUUUAAUGAGCGCUCAUACUUUACUGACUAUAAGAGAAUUCGUGUUGGAGAGCAGCAUUGCAGAUGUGAAGAAUGUAAUAACGUCUUUAAGUCUUGCUCAAGUCUUGCUAUUAUUGAGAAAAUUCAUACUGAAAAGAAAACCUACAAAUGUGAAGAAUGUGGCAAAGCUUUUAACCUGUGCUCAAUUCUUACUAAACAUAAGAAAAUUCAUACUGGAGAGAAACCAUACAAAUGUGAAGAAUGUGGCAAAUCCUUUAAGUUGUUCCCAUACCUUACUCAACACAAGAGAAUUCAUAGUGGAGAGAAACCCUACAAGUGUGAAGAAUGUGGCAAAGUCUUUAAAUUGUUGUCAUACCUUACUCAACAUAAAAGAAUUCAUACUGGAGAGAAAACCUUCCAAUGUGAAGAAUGUGGAAAAGCCUUUAACCAGAGCUCACAUCUGACUGAACAUAGGAGAAUUCAUACUGGUGAGAAACCAUACAAAUGUCAGGAAUGUGGCAAAGCUUUUACUUGGUUCUCGUACCUUAUUCAGCAUAAGAGAAUUCAUACUGGGCAGAAACCCUACAUAUGUGAGGAAUGUGGCAAAGCUUUUACCUGGUUCUCCUACCUUAAUCAACAUAAGAGAAUUCAUACUGGAGAGAAACCAUACAAAUGUGAUGAAUGCGGCAAAGCUUUUAACUGGUUUUCAUAUCUUACUAAUCAUAAGAGAAUUCAUACUGGAGAGAAACCAUACAAAUGUGAAGAAUGUGGCAAAGCCUUUGGCCAGAGCUCACACCUUUCUAAACAUAAGACAAUUCAUACCAGAGAGAAACCAUACAAGUGUGAGGAAUGUGGCACAGCCUUUAACCACUCUGCACAACUUGCCGUACAUGAGAAAAUUCACACCUGA